Messenger RNA from Colletotrichum destructivum, 1185 nucleotides. RefSeq lists its product as uncharacterized. The record is from RefSeq and is a predicted model, not a curated record. The coding region runs from base 1 to 1113 and encodes 370 amino acids. The transcript is spliced from 4 exons. NCBI's taxonomy places the organism in Eukaryota, Fungi, Ascomycota, Sordariomycetes, Glomerellales, Glomerellaceae.
AUGGACAACCUACUCGAGAUCCUCAAGAUGUCGAGUAGCCUUCUCGUCCGAGACGAGCCGCUCCCCCCCGACGAGGACGUAGGGCCCAUCUCGUUUGCCAUCACUCUCGUCUUGUCCCUCUUCCUCGUCACGACGACUGCCCUUCGACUGUCGGUCCGAGCGGCCAACCGGAAGCUCGGAUGGGACGACUACACGAUCAUGCUCGCAGGGGCGACGGCCAUCACCAGGUUCGCGUUCGGUAUCAAGCAGUGGCAGCACGGGAACGGCAGACACCGCGUCUACCUCACCGACCACAACUACACGAUGAUCAACAUGUACGGUUGGUGGGGGCAAAUCUUUCUCUUUGUCUCGGUGGUCUUUUUGAAGGUGUCCAUCUGUCUCUUGAUCCUCCGUAUCAAAGACACCAAAACGCUGAAGACGCUGUUGUCCGUCCUCAUGGCGGGCGUCGUGAUCACCAACUUUGGAGUUGUGAUCAUUCUGAUUGCCGAAUGCCAGCCCGUUGGAUUCUGGAGAGGGAAGUCUGCCAAGUGCUGGCCGACUCAGAUUCGCAUAUACUUCAUCUACGCUACGAUAGCCUACUCUGUACUGACUGAUCUAAUCUGUUCGCUGCUUCCCCUUGCUGUUGUCUGGAAGGUCAAAAUCCCCCGCCAAACAAAGGUGCUGGUGUGUGGUUUGAUGGGUCUUGGACUGGUCGCCACUGGCUUUGGCGUUGCAAGGGCUGCCUCUCUCGGUAUUUCGACAACAGACCUCAGCUGGGCUUACUGCAUCGCCGGUAUCUGGUCGAACCUGGAGCUCUUCCUCGGCAUCAUCGCCGCGAACCUCGCCUUGUCCCCGUCCAUCUACAGCCACUUCUUUGGCAGCGGCAAGGCCCAACGAACGCUGCCGGGAUCUACCGACCGCUCCAAUCCCACCGAGUCAGGCUACCUCACCAGCAAACUCCGCUGCGAUCGCUUCGAGGUGCCGUCGACCAUGAUUCGGUCCCCCCGCCGACGGGGCUCGGAGACAAGGAGCCAGAAUAGCGAUAUCCCGUUGGAGCCGGGGAUCCAGAAAAAGACGGAGUUUUGGUGGACAGAGGACGAGGCCGACGAAGGUCGACAAAGACUGUCUCCAUGAGGCGGAACUUGACGGGUCUGGUAGUUGGGUAGCGCAAGCUGGGAUAGCAAUCUAUUGCUAUUGUGAUCGCAU